ACUUUGCUUCAAAACAGCACUGAAGAGUAUUAUAAGGAAUUUAUCUUCCUUCAGCUCAAGGCAAACGCAGCUAAAGUUAGCGACAUAUCUUUGCACGCUCAGGUGCUUGAAUGCGUCUGAACCUGCUGCUGAUUUUCAACUUGUUCCCACUUCUGAUAAUAACCUACCAGUGCAUCAUUACCAGGACAUUGCAGACGAGCGACAAUGUGUUCAGUAAUGAGCAGUGUGAAGCCAGUUCAGCGGGCUCUGGCUCUCACGCUUCGCCUCCGAACGAACACCGAGGCCUCGAGUUACUCUGCAGCCCAGAACAGGCGCGUCUGUCCCGGCGUGAGUGCUGGCGAAGCCCCGCUAAUACCUUUCAGCAGGUCGUACUGCUCCAGGAUGGCGCUGCACAAAGGACUGCUCUUCAGACAGCUGUUUGAGACGGAGAGCAGCACCUACACCUACCUGCUGGCUGACACAGAGACCAAAGAUGCGAUCAUCAUUGAUCCUGUGCUGGAGACCAUUGACAGGGACCUGAAGCUCAUACAUCAACUGGGUCUUAAUCUAAAAGUAGCAGUAAACACCCACUGUCACGCGGACCACAUCACAAGCACUGGGUUGAUGAAGAAAAGAUUGGUUGGGCUGAAAAGUGCCAUCUCCAAAUUCAGUGGUGCCUCUGCAGAUAUCCACCUGGCUGAAGGAGAUAAGAUCACAUUUGGAAAACAUUAUCUGACAGCGAUUGAGACACCGGGACACACUGACGGUUGUAUGACGCUGGUGUCAGGGGAUCAAAGCAUGGCUUUCACUGGGGAUACUCUGCUCAUCAGAGGCUGUGGCAGGACAGACUUCCAGCAGGGCUGCCCUAAAAAGCUCUACAAUUCAGUCCAUCAGAAGAUUUUUACCCUGCCUGACCAGUGCCUCGUCUACCCAGCACAUGACUACUUAGGUCAGACGGCGUCUACGGUCGGUGAGGAGCGCAAGUUUAACCCGCGCUUGACCAAGAGCCUGGAGGAGUUUGUGAACAUCAUGAACAAUCUUAAUCUCAAAAAGCCUGCUAAAAUAGAUAUUUCAGUGCCUGCUAAUCUGGUUUGUGGAAUACAUGAAGUGUGAAUGUUCUACAAAAGGGAGGCUGUUAAUCAAAUCAACUAAGUCAUCACAAAAUGAUAAAACUUUACACAUUUAUGUACGCACAGGAUUAACCAAAUCUGCCAACCAUUAAGUGCUUUAUUGUAUUGUAUAUUACAUGUAAAUUUAAAGAUGUAUAUUUGAAAAGCUGUCAUCAUUUGGAGUGCAACCUCUGACAUCAUUGAGAUCAUGCUUAAAAUAAAGAUGCAAUCUAUUUUUAAAAUGUGCGUGAGGUACAUGCAUUUCAAUUUGGAUUAAAUUUAAUUCUGAGCAAUUUAA
Molecule: messenger RNA, 1386 nt
Organism: Scomber scombrus (Atlantic mackerel)
Lineage: Eukaryota; Metazoa; Chordata; Actinopteri; Scombriformes; Scombridae
Gene: ethe1
Product: ETHE1 persulfide dioxygenase
Exons: 7
Coding region: 205-1092 (295 amino acids)
Biological process (GO): hydrogen sulfide metabolic process; glutathione metabolic process
Molecular function (GO): sulfur dioxygenase activity
Source: RefSeq, a predicted model, not a curated record